UUUAUGAAUAUUGCGCUGGUAAACGUCCAAUAGAGGUCUUGGAGAUCGCGAUUCAAGUGGAGUUGAUGGGAAUCUAGCUGUACCCGGGGUUACUGACAACCAGUUAGUGCACAACCAUAUAAAAUAUCAAAAUCGAGUAAUUCAAACCGUGCGWAAAAACAGCCUCUUUGGAGCAAAACGGCUUGACUGCUCUAGGCGUACUAUUUCAACAGGAAAUAAUCAAAUGGCUUUUGCUAUAAGAUUACUUUAAGUAUAGGACGGACUUUUUCAUCUGCAACGAUUUGUUAAGGCAAUUCUGGGAGCGUUUUCUUUUUAGAGGAAUCAGGUGUUUAGUAAAGCUUGUCAGUUGAUCGUCUUAGGAAAGUGGAAUUGAACAUUUCACAGCACUUGAGUACUUUCAAAAGUGAACGAAUUUAAUACAAAUGACUGUCAUUUUGAAAUACGAAAAUUGAAACAUUUGACAUCUGGUAGACUGGAGAAAUUGCGCUUGGUGAAAUUGCUUGAGAUGAAUGAGAAGUCUUAAACAGUUCGAAUUGAAGUUGAAGGAUAGAAAGAACAUCGAAUGAUGAUUCCUGCCAAUCGCUCAAGGAACCGAACAUCAAUAGAAACUUCCUUGCAUUCCAUGGAAAUCUUCGAAGCAAUAUGCCUGAUUAUUUUCGUAGUAACGUCUUUACUACUAAAUGUUUCAAUCUGUACAGUGAUUUGGAGAAGCAAGCUGCUUAGGAAAAGGACCACAAACAUUUUCAUUGUCAACCUGGCCAUUUCAAACUCGCUUAUAGCGCUAUUUAUCAUGCCAUUUAGCUGUCGAGCUGUGAUAGUACAAGUCUGGGAUUAUGGACAUGUUUUUUGCACGAUCAAUGGGAUGCUGAGUAUGACAUUCUUUGUAGCAUCCAUCUCCACGCUCUGUUGUAUCAGUGUUGAUCGCUACUACGCUGUAGUCAAACCCGUCAAAUAUAAAAACAUCUUUACCGUUCGACGAGCUAGCAUUCUGCUCCUUUUUUCUUGGACAAUUUCCGUGUUUUGCGCGUCACUUCCGGUCUUUGGGUGGGCGGAAUACGUCUAUCAUCCCGGAAGUAAUCACUGUUCUCCUAACUGGAAGCGCAACUGUGGAUACUACUUCUUUAUGACUCUAAUAGGAUUUGGGAUCCCUUUGGUAAUACUGAUAUUGACCUAUUGGAUGAUAUUUGCCGCCAUUCGUAAACACGAGCGUAGAUUCUCCUCAUGGAAUGGUAUUGCACCUACUACCUCGUAUCGUAUACCUUUACCAAGUGUCAAUCCACCAAAACCAGUUAUUACUGUCAAUGCUGUUGUUCAAGAUAGCUUCUCACAUGCUGAUUCCACUGUCGACAUAAACGAGCGCAACGACUUUAAACGAAGAUCGCGCAGUAUUUGCUCGGGUACUGCUAGUCCUUCCUCUCAAAGACGCAACACUGCACAAGUAGAUUUCCUUAAAAUCCCAGGACAAGCUGUAAUCAAGAGACAAAGCUCGAUGUUGCAGUUUCGAGUGCUGACGCAAAUAACUACGCGACUUCGAGGCCGUACGCUAACAAUCCCGCGGGAAUACAGGAUUGCUAAGACGGGACUUGUGCUGUUUUUUGUGUUUUUUGUUUCGUGGGGACCCUACAUGGUCGUCAAUAACUGCAGUGGUUACUAUGAAACCCCAGUGUGGGUGUACCGGCUCGCUAUCUGGCUUGUUUACUGCUCGUGUAUUUUGAAUCCCAUGGUGUACGCGUUUUCCAGCAAGCAUAUUAGAGACGCAUUUCGUGUCGCUUUUAAAUGUCGACGAGAAAGGCGGAUCGCUGAUGCCUUUCAGUUGAGGAGGAUGAGCGAGGCAACCAGUACUAACCAUGUCAAUUAGAGCUGACUUACUUAAUAAACUAAUGAAUUAUUAGAAAUUAUUGACUUUAUGCGUGAUUAUGAAUGAUUAUAAAAUAUAUUGUUAAUAAACUGGAUAAAUGAUGUUAAUUAAUUGCUACUCUCUAGAAGUCAUCUCAUCCAAUCCUUCAAACCAUCCA
This is a messenger RNA of Actinia tenebrosa (Australian red waratah sea anemone), 2015 nucleotides long. RefSeq names its product 5-hydroxytryptamine receptor 4. The record is from RefSeq and is a predicted model, not a curated record. Gene Ontology annotation, cellular component: membrane. Gene Ontology annotation, biological process: G protein-coupled receptor signaling pathway. NCBI's taxonomy places the organism in Eukaryota, Metazoa, Cnidaria, Anthozoa, Actiniaria, Actiniidae. Gene Ontology annotation, molecular function: G protein-coupled receptor activity.